Molecule: messenger RNA, 1400 nt
Organism: Cokeromyces recurvatus
Lineage: Eukaryota; Fungi; Mucoromycota; Mucoromycetes; Mucorales; Mucoraceae
Exons: 2
Coding region: 61-1293 (410 amino acids)
Cellular component (GO): nucleus
Source: RefSeq, a predicted model, not a curated record
CUUAAUAUAUUAUAAACCUUUUUUUUUCCUUUACUAAUUAUAAAAACAAAAAUACACUUAAUGGAAACUACUCAGAAUUUUGAUCUCAAUAUGGGAUCCCAAAUCAUUGAAACCAACUCUCAAAAAAAGAGAUUAACUCCAGCUGAAUCUGAUAAAUUCCAAGACAAGCAAUUUGAUGCUGCCCAGGGUAAUGCUUAUUCAAGAACGACACCACCAUCAUCAUCAAAUGAUGUCGAUAGUUUUUUCAAUCAAAUGUUUAACUCUUACAAUGAGUCUUUCAACAUGGCUGCUAUGCCCCCCACCCCUGAGCAUCAAGAACAAUAUAGUACUGAUCUCAUCAACAGUUAUCAAGAGGCAGUUCAAAUUCAACCCUCUGAUGCCCAAUUUGAUUAUCAUCAUUAUAAUCCCUAUUAUAAUACAUACCAACUAUCUCAAAAUGAAAAUGAUUCAUCUUAUGGUUCAACUCAUCAAUCCUCUCAAGGCUACAAUACCAUCUAUUCUACUGCCACAACUGCUCACUACCAAGCAGCUCAAGGCUAUAACAAUUACUAUGUACCUGCUAAUCCAGUUGGAGCCGCUACAACAACAGCAACAGCAACAGCAACAACAACUCGUUCAGGUAAAGGCAUGAUUAUGCCUACCAAAAGAGCAUCGAAUUCACGAGCCACUAAAAAGAACAAUGCAGACUUGAUUGCUCAACAGAUCACUGGAAAUCCGUUUGAAGGUAUCAUUAGUAAAGCGGCCAUUAUCUUUAUGAAUAAAACCAAGCUUGCAAUUGAUAUGUGGACUGAGGCUGAAAUCACUCAAUGUCGUCGAGUCAUUCUAUUCUGGCGUCGACAAUUUAUUAAUCGAGAUGGUAUUCUAGGUAAAAAUGAACUUGAAUGUGGUUAUCAAGUCCUUAAUGCUAGUCAAUACGCUCGAGAGGGUUCAAGUCAAACAUCCCGAGAUCGCUUAAUGAUCUCCUGUAUCUAUUGGCCUAAAAGAGGAGAGCACUUUAUUACCUCUGUUGAUUGUAUUAAUCUUAUCGAGGGUCUCCUAGAUGUUGAAUUCACGGUUGAAGAAAAGAAUCGAGUUCGACGUAAUUUAGAAGGUUUUAAACCUAUCACGAUAAACAAAUCUGAUCCUGAAAAAUGUGAGCUCUUUAAAUUGAUCAUGGGCUUCCCUUAUCCUAAGCCAAGAAAUAUCGAAAAGGAUAUCAAGGUCUUUUUGUGGACUUCCUUGCCUAAAGCUCUCAGAAAAAUUGCAAAGAAGUUCUCACCUAGUUACUCUAGUACUAUUAUUCGUAGAAAAUGAAGAAAUUACUCACUACUAUUUCGAACACAUAUUAUUAUUUCUAUCAUUAUUAUUAUUAUUACUACUACUACUACUAUUAUUAUUAUUACUGCUCUUUCUCUCUCUCU